Messenger RNA from Ilex paraguariensis (yerba mate), 448 nucleotides. The record is from the annotation of a GenBank genome assembly. NCBI's taxonomy places the organism in Eukaryota, Viridiplantae, Streptophyta, Magnoliopsida, Aquifoliales, Aquifoliaceae.
AUGGCUAUUGCUUCUCAGUGCGGUAGAAGGGAGUCAUCAUCAUUUACUAUAUUUGCUUCAGUUACAAGCGCAGAUCUUUCGCUGGGUGAAUCAAUAGAAACUGCUCAGCUUCCCAAGGGUGAUACCUGGUCCAUUCAUAAAUUUGGUGGCACCUGUGUGGGAAGCUCCCAAAGAAUCCAAAAUGUUGCAGAGAUAAUUAUUAAGGAUGACUCAGAAAGAAAGCUGGUCGUUGUGUCUGCAAUGUCAAAGGUGACAGAUAUGAUCUAUGAUCUUAUCUAUAAAGCACAGUCACGAGAUGAUUCUUAUCUGGCCGCACUGGAUGCUGUUUUAGAAAAGCACAAGUUAACAGCACUUGAUCUGCUUGAUGGUGAUGAUCUUGCUAGCUACUUAUCUCGGCUCCAUCAUGACAUCAAUAACCUUAAAGCUAUGCUUCGUGCCAUAUACAUUG